Molecule: messenger RNA, 2630 nt
Organism: Plodia interpunctella (Indianmeal moth)
Lineage: Eukaryota; Metazoa; Arthropoda; Insecta; Lepidoptera; Pyralidae
Product: glucose-dependent insulinotropic receptor-like
Exons: 6
Coding region: 477-2219 (580 amino acids)
Biological process (GO): adenylate cyclase-activating adrenergic receptor signaling pathway; regulation of metabolic process
Cellular component (GO): plasma membrane; cytoplasm
Molecular function (GO): G protein-coupled receptor activity
Source: RefSeq, a predicted model, not a curated record
ACUCAGUUACCUUGGAGUCGGCCGGACGAAGAAUUUCUACCUACUUCAUAAUAUUUGGUGAAGCAAUUAUCAAGUUCCGAUGUCGCCUCGCUAUCAAAUGACUGUAUGAGGAUGUACAUAGAAUCAUUAAUCAUUCAACUACGGAUACCAAAAUAUUGUGUGUGCUUGUGUAAAUUGACAAUAUAAUAAAACAAUAAUAACAAUUGUGUAAUCAACAAUCAAGUUUUAUUCGAAAUGUGAAAAAAAACAAGACGUGUUUUCGAAGUGAUAUUGGAAAGUUUAGUUUUUCGGACUGAGGAACCACAAAAAUGUAAAUCUCCUCAUUAAAAUGAACAAUACCCGCUAUAGUUGUUAUCAUUAUCCUUACGAUGCCGAAAUAGCGGGCCGCCAUCUCAUUCUUUAAAAACCAUCAGUAUUAACAUGUGCUUCUAAAUAUUUAUUAAAUUUUCUUUAACGUUUGCACUAACUUUAUCGAAAUGGAUAACAGCACGGGCAGCACAUCAAUUUUCAAAUCAAACGUCACAGUAAGCGAAGUGAUGGAAUAUUUCAAUUUAAGUAUGGCAAAACUAAAUAUUACAAAUGAAAGUGAAGUGUCUCAAAUACAUUUAUUUGACUUGUUCGAAGCUUAUAAAACAAAGGAAAAGGAACAAUUGAUGACUUAUAAAUUUGUCGCAUACGUUCUAGGCUCACUUAUAGUUUUAAGCAAUUUAAUCGUGGUGGUAUCCAGUGGACUUAUUUUAAAAAAAGGUCAACAGCCAAAAAGUACAUACCUGCUCCUGGGUAAUGUCUCCCUGGCAGACACCAUCAUCGGCAUCUCCGUUAUUUUCGGGGCUUCAGUGGACAACUCCAUGAGCUCGGAUCCACUGUGCAUAUUCCAGCUUGCCAUGCUGGUGUGUCCAGCGAUGGUGUCCAUCUUCAGCGUAGGUCUGAUCGCGAUCGACCGCUACAUCUACAUCCUGCACGGCUUGUACUACCAGCGCUGGUUCAACACCACGAGGGUCAGGAUCGGCAUUCUCUGCAUUUGGAUGAUCGCUGUGCAGCCCAAAAGCACAUACAUGCUGCUUGGCAACAUCUCCCUGGCUGACACCAUCCUGGGCGUGGCCAUGUUAUUCUCCUCGCUGGUCGACAGGUCCAUAACCACAGGAGCCAGGCUCGUGGAAAAUUCCGACUACAUCAGCAUACACACACUGUGCAUGAUCAUACAAGGCAUGCGCAUGUGUCCAGCGGUGGUCUCCAUCCUCAGCAUCACGUUCAUCGCCGCCGACCGCUACGUGUACCUGCUGCACGGCCUCUACUACAAGACCUGGGUCAGCACCAAGAGGGUCAGGAUCUCCAUGGCUUGCAUUUGGAUUACUGGUAUACUAUUUACUAUACCUGGAUGGAUGAACAUAAACAACGUCUCAAGAUGCUAUUUCAUCGACAUUUUCCCCAGCGAAGUAAUGCUAUGUUUGACUAUAAUAUGUUUCAUAAACAUUGCAUUUGUGACAACACUCUACAUGAUUAUAUUAGUGAAAGCGGUAAAUGCCAAUAAUAAAAUACAAAAAGCGAAAAAAAUUGCUCAGAAUGUGUCUAUUAAAGACAAAAACUGUUCAAACGAUUCAACUCAGAAUGAUGGUAAUAGCGUUUAUUCACAAAACGAAAAAUCUGUUAAUGGAAUUCGUUUCACUGUACUUGAUGUACAAACAUUGGAAUCGGGCCAUAUAAUACAUGUUGAUUCCAAUAAGAAUGAAGUAGAUCCGGAACCUAAUCCUGGUACACCCGAUCAACCACAAAAUGGUGAGUCCAAUGAUCAAUAUUCAAUUGAACCAAGGCUUUCAGAUGUAUCGAGUAUUAUGACUUUGAACAAAUCAGUUUCCAGUUUUAUACACGUGAAAAAAAUCCAUAGCAAAUGUAAAGAAAACAAAAAGUGCAGAGCAGUUACUGUUGUGAUUUUAACUACAGGCAGUUUUAUUAUUACAUGGGUCCCUUUCAUGGUAAGCAUAGUCUACUUUGGAUAUAUAUGUGACAUAUACUACACAAAACAAUAUUGUAUAAUAAAUUGCCAAUACGUGAUAAAGCCACUGUGGGCUUUGGCUCUUUUGAACAGUUUGCUGAAUCCAUUUAUUUACGCCUGGUGGCAUCAUGGAUUUAAAAACUACGUCAAAUCGUGUUACAAUAAAUGUUGCUUAAAGCGUAACAUAUUCCGUAUUAGCACUGACAAAAACAGAAGUUCAAGUUGACUAAAAUAUCCCUUGAAGUAGAGGUUCAAAAAUUCUUAAAUUUCCCUAGUAAUCAGUCAACGUAAGACGAGUGAGAAUAAAGUAAACAUGUACCCAUAAAGAAAAAAAAAUGGGUAACGAAUGGAAAAUACUCCAUCGACAAGAACCUGGUUCUUAAAUUGAUUGAUGAUGAUAAUAUGAUACUGUCGAUCCUUUUGUAUUUAGUCGCCGCUGAAGGUUGCCUGACAAAGCUUAAGUCAGCAAUGGACAUGAUGAUCCAGCGACCGUUCGUCGGAAUAGAGAAAGAGAACCUGAAAGUAAAGUUGAUGGAGCCCUACUGAACACAAAGCACUUUGAAAGCCGGUGUAGAAAAGCUAUUGUUAAGACUGAUCUGCAUGUACCAAGUCACCAAUAAAUUUUGUUACAAAAGUG